Molecule: messenger RNA, 1119 nt
Organism: Cucumis sativus (cucumber)
Lineage: Eukaryota; Viridiplantae; Streptophyta; Magnoliopsida; Cucurbitales; Cucurbitaceae
Product: peptidyl-prolyl cis-trans isomerase CYP18-1
Exons: 6
Coding region: 120-716 (198 amino acids)
Biological process (GO): protein folding; protein peptidyl-prolyl isomerization
Cellular component (GO): catalytic step 2 spliceosome
Molecular function (GO): peptidyl-prolyl cis-trans isomerase activity
Source: RefSeq, a predicted model, not a curated record
GCUGCAGUACUUCGCUGGCCGGUAAAGUUCCUUUCCACCGGUACAACUACAAAUAUUGCAGCUCGACUUGCAUGCAUGUACACAAAGAGGUCCUUGAUGAAAACUAGCAAUGGAACUUGAUGAGGGAGCGAAUGCUUCUCUCAAUUCUCAACCAUUUUCUUUGUAUUUUUCCAAUUGCGUUUUCAUUACGAUCUCGGGAACGAGAACCGCAACUUUGCAAACCAGCUCUGAAGAUGUCUGUUACUUUGCACACAAAUCUCGGAGACAUCAAGUGCGAGAUUUUUUGCGAUGAAGUCCCGAAAUCUGCUGAGAACUUUUUGGCAUUGUGUGCAAGUGGUUACUAUGACGGAACCAUAUUCCAUCGCAAUAUCAAAGGUUUUAUGAUACAAGGUGGAGACCCAACCGGCACAGGAAAAGGAGGAACUAGCAUAUGGGGCAAGAAGUUUAAUGACGAGAUAAAAGAGUCACUCAAGCACAAUGCUAGAGGGAUAUUAUCAAUGGCCAACAGUGGAGCAAAUACAAACGGAAGCCAAUUUUUUAUAACUUAUGCAAAGCAGCCACAUUUAAAUGGAUUAUAUACUAUUUUCGGCAGAGUGAUUCAUGGGUUUGAAGUACUUGAUAUCAUGGAAAAGACACAAACUGGACCAGGAGAUCGUCCUCUUGCAGAGAUCAGGCUGAAUCGUGUGACGAUACAUGCUAAUCCUCUUGCAGGCUAACCUUGAAUUGGCAGUAGUUGAAAUGAAGAUUGAUGGAAGCCUCAGAACUCAAGUGGCAUGAAGCGCUAGUGCUAAGGGCUGCCACGAUCAGGUGGAAAGUGUGUAACAAAUUAACAUGAACAUGAGAGGUUCGAAAUAGAGAAUUAGAGGUAAAGUAUACGCAACCUAACAGAUGGCUUAUUGGAUUAUUGUGUCUUCAGAUGUACUACGUUUAAAAUCGAUUUUCUGGGGCAAUCUCAUGAAUUUGCUUUUGUAUUCUUAACUUUUGUGUAUAUUUAUUUAAACUUGUUUCUAGCAUCUCCUAAACCAUAUUUUUACUCUUUUUUAACUGAUCGAAUAUUCGAUUUUUAAGAUGAAAGGUCAUGUCAAUUAUCACUCAACUAUCCUCAAGUUGACAUUUUAA